UUGGACGGUGUCCCUCUGCAGCACCAAGAAUUGACUUUGGGGGUGUGUGGCAGAGGUCAGGGGACAGCAGUGCCAGUGCUGAGCAGGGACCAGAUUCUGGAUCUAUCCUACCGCAGAGCAGCCACGACUUUCGCCUCCCCCCAAACAGUGGCUGUUGAAUGUUGACUUUGGGUGGGUCCAUCAGAAUAGCUUAGAUAUUGGCCACAAAGGGUCGUGAGCACCAAAUAAAAGCUCCAGCUGAAUCCUGAUCUUUCCGGAUUUUUCUGAGGGGUUUACGCUAAGCUGGGCUGACAGCUCCCGGAGGAGAGAAGAUUCCCUGCACCCCAAGAUUCUCCCAUCAUCCUCUGGGUCACCGCCACCCGAAGUUUCCCAGGGUUCUCACAAAAGCAAAACAGACUUCUGCACGUGUCCUCUAUGCCUCAAGAACGGAUUGGCUCCCGAGGGAUACGCGGAGACCCAGUGUAAGGCGGGGGCUCUGUGGGCAGGGCCGGGAAGGACAGACCUGCCAGACCUGCUCAUCUGCCUCCCGUUCAGUCUCGGGUCAGCCAUCGCUUCUCCACCACAAGGACGGCAAGGGCAUGGAGUCUGUCCCCGGGAGAGCAGUCUUUGGGGCCUGAACUUUGAAUUCUGGAGCAGCUCGGGGCUGGAGAGAGCAGGAAGCCCAUCUUGGUGCUGGUUUGGCCGGCUAUUCCCGCCCGGCCCGAUCCUGCCCUGCAGCCUACAGGGAAAGGAACGGGCGACGGCGGAGCCACAGCUGGCCACGGAGGGGGCUCCAGAUCCCAAUCCACCGCGAGGAGUUGCUGGGAACACAAGAGUGAGCAUUUCUCAGCAGUGUCCCUGAAGCUUCUGCUGUCCUCAGCCCUAAGGAGCCGUCUUAGACAUUUCCUCCCUCGCCGUGCUCCGUGAGAUCGUCAUAUCACAGGUGCGCUGAAUGUGUUCGUGCACAGCUGAGCUUUGUACGUGUAAGGGUAAGAGUUUCGGGGGGCUCUGUCGCCCCCGUUGAGAAUGCUUGUUCUGGACCAAGCUUGUAAAUCAGCUCCCCAGGGCCAAGGGCAGUUUCCCAGGCUUCAAAGGCAAAUUCAGUGUCCCACCGCCCAGAGAAACCAGUUCUUCUCCGGAGAGAGGAAUUGAUGUGAAAUCAGCAAGAGGGAGGGCUAAUCAGCGCCCCGGCCCAGGUCACUGGGCACCAGGGCCAGGGCGGCGUCACCAUCCUCUCCAGACAGGUCACUUCCCUCCCCGCCCGCCCGUGACCUGGGGUGAGGGGGUUGGACUGGAAAGGCCCCCACGGGCCUGGAAGCUGUGUCACUGGGUCCAGCCGUCCACGGCCGCCCUUUCCUUCCAGCGUUCACGGCUUCGGGGCCAUGGCGGAGCUGCGCCGGACAGAGUCCACGCUGACCGCGCUGGACGAGGACGCGCUGUGGGAGCUGCUGGAGAGCCACCGCCACAAGAUUGUGCGUAGCAUCUGUCCCAGCCGCCUCACCCCCUACCUGCGCCAGGCCAAGGUACUGGACCAGCUGGACGAAGAGGAGGUGCUCCACGGCCCCAGGUUCACCAACACCGUCAUGAGAGUCGGGCACUUGCUGGAUUUGCUGAAGACGCGAGGGAAGAACGGAGCCAUUGCCUUCCUGGAGAGCCUGAAGUUCCACAACCCGGACAUCUACACCCUGGUCACCGGGCUGCAGGCCAAGGUGGACUUCAGCAACUUCAGUGGGCUCAUGGAGACGUCCAAGCUGACUGAGUGCCUGGCCGGGGCCAUCAGCAGCCUGCAGGAGGAGCUGAGCCAGGAGAAGGGGCAGAAGGAGGCCCUGCUGCGGCGUUGCCAGCAGCUCCAGGAGCACCUGGGCCAGGCCGAGGCCCGCGUCCAGAGCCUGGGCCAGAUGGAGGCCGACCACGAUCGCAUGAAGCGCGAGGUCAGUGCCCACUUCCACGAGGUGCUGAAGCUCAAGGACGAGAUGCUCGGUCUGUCCCUGCACUACAGCAACGCGCUGCGGGAGAAGGAGCUGGCCGCCACGCGCUGCCGAAGCCUGCAGGAGGAGCUCUACCUGACCAAGCAGGAGCUGCGGCGUGAGAAGAUGUCUUCCCGCCACGUGCGAGAAUUGGGGGAGUGGUCCCCACAGAUGCCCGGGGACCUGGAGCCCGGGGACCUGGAGCCCGGGGACCUGGAGCCCGGGGACCUGGAGCCCGGGGACAAGGCGCUGAGCCGCCUGAAGGAGGAGAAUGAGAAGCUCCGGUCGCUGACGUUCAGCCUGGCGGAGAAGGACAUCCUGGAGCAGAACCUGGACGAGGCCCUGGAGAGCAAGCAGGAGCUGGUGGACCGCCUCCACUCUCUGAGGGAGCGGGCCGUGGCCGCUGAGAGGCAGCGCAAGCAGUACUGGGAAGAGAAGGAGCAGACCCUGCUCCAGUUCCAGAGGACGAAGGUGGACUGUGACAUCUACAAGGAGAAGGUGAACGCCCUGCAGGGCCAGCUCCAGCAGCUGCAGAAGGAGCGAGACCAGGCCUACUCCGCCCGGGACGCAGCCCAGAUGGAGAUUGCUCAGAACCUGACGGAGAAGGACUCCCUCCGCAGGGAAGUGUUCGAGCUGACGGACCAGGUCUGUGAACUGCGCCAGCAGCUCCGCAGGCCGGCCGAGUCCCCACAGAGGCCUGAGCAGGAAGCCAAAGCCAGGGAGCCGGGUCUGAGGGGGAAGCAGCCGCUCGUGCGUAUGUUUGCCAUCUGCCCGCGGGAUGACAGUGACGACAGCAGCCCCAGCUCCACUGAGUCUCAGCUCUGCUCUGACCUCAAUGCCACAUGCAACCGUGAGCUGGUGGACAGCUUCCGCUCCAGCAGCCCCCUGCCUCCCAGUCCACAGUCCCUGUACAAGCGGGUGGCAGAGGGCUUCCGGGAAGACCCCUGGUCUCUUAGUGGUUUCCUAGAAAUCCGGCAGGUGGACCGAGGACUCUCCCGGGGGGUGAAGGCAGUGGAUGCCGACCUGGAUUAUGAGAUUGUAGACAGAGCAGACCUUCCUGAGUGUGAGAGCAGCGUGCAGCCCUGCGCCGGGGGUCUCACCACCUCGUCCAGCAGCGUCCCAGUGCGGAGGAGACCGGCCCGCAAGAUCCUGAGCCAGGUCACCGUGCUGGCCUUCCAGGGGGAUGCGUUGCUGGAGCAGAUAAGUGUCAUUGGUGGCAACCACACGGGCAUCUUCAUUCACCGGGUCACCCCUGGCUCUCCGGCGGAUGAGAUGGCCUUGCGCCCUGGCACCCAGAUCAUGAUGGUGGAUUACAAAGCAACAGAGCCCUCGUUCAAGGCCACCAUGGAGGACACGACCCUGGAGCAGGCUGUUGGGCUCCUGCAGAGGGUGAAUGGCUUCUGCUGCCUGUCUGUGAAGGUCAACAUGGAGGGUUAUAGGAGGUUGGUCCAGGACCUGGAGGCCAACAUGGUGACCUCAGGGGAUUCCUUCUACAUCCGGGUGAACCUGGCCAUGGAGGCGCGGGCGGAGGGGGAGCUGCAGGUCCGAUGCAGUGAUGUCCUGCACAUCAGCGACACCCUGUUCCAGGGCCGCGGCUGCUGGCGCGCCCACCGCGUGGGCCCCUACAGCACGAAGGGCGUGGAGCACGGCACCAUCCCCAACUACGCCCGGGCUCAGCAGCUGCUCAUCGCUCUCAUCCAGAACAUGGCUCAGCAAAGCACCACCGGCCGCAAGCAGUCUUCCGGGGGACCCCAGAAGCUGGUCCGCAUCGUCAGUGUGGACAGAACCAAGGCCAGCCCUCUGCGCUCAUCCUUCAAUGGGGCCCUGUGGGAGCCCAGCAAGCUGGAAGAGCCCUCCACUGCGUGCUUCUGGGCCGAGAGCUGCUUCACCCUGGUGCCCUACACCCUGGUGCACCCCCACAGGCCCAGCCAGCCGCGGCCAGUGAUCUUGGUGCCCAGGGUUGUCGGGAAGAUCCUCAGCGAGAAGCUGUGCCUCCUCCAAGGGUUUAAGAAAUGCCCAGCAGAGUACUUGAGCCAGGAGGAAUACGAUGCCUCCAGCCAGAGAGGGGACAUCAUCCAGGAGAGGGAGGCAUCCGGUGGCCGCUACUGUGUUACCCGCCAGGCUGUCGAGUCCCUCAUGGAAAAGAACACCCACGCCCUCUUGGACGUCCAGCUGGACAGCAUCUGUGCCCUGCACAGGAUGGAGAUCUUCCCCAUCAUCAUCCACAUCCCCAUCAACGAGAGAGCAGCAAAGAAACUCAAGAAAGCCCUGCAGCGGCUCGGCACAUCGGAGGAGCAGCUCCUGGAGGCGGGCAGGCAGGAGGAGGCCGCGCUGGACAGAGCACCCUGUCUGCACGGCAGCCUGGCCCCCGACGGCUGGAGUGACCUGGAGAUGCUGCUCGGCUGCGUCCGCUUCGCCAUCGGGGAUGAGCAGAAGAAGGUUGUGUGGACGGAGCAGAGCCCCCACUGAUGGCACUGGAGCCCUUCCAGGGGCCGCGGGGACCUCUGAGUCCCUGCGAUUUGAGCUCAGCCUUGUAGACACAGCCUCGGGCGUGCUCGCCUGAGCCCAGCUCUCUGGGCAUCUGGUCCCCUCUCUCGCUGGGGCCCAACCUUGAACCCCAUUCUGUGCAGGUCACAGACAGGCAUUUGCACCGUCUGCCCACUUUUCUGCCAAGCUGUCUCCUCCUCCAAGGCUCAGUUGCCGUGUCCGAACCAGAGGCCCCGAGAACACAUCUCCUGUAGAACGUUUCCAGAAAACCACCUGUCUGACCCCGAUCUCCCCUUUGCAUUUCAGGGUGCCGAAGGGCUCGUUCCCGAGCCCCUGAGGCAGGAGGCUGGUAGCCCUGGUGCCCCCGAAGUCACUGGCACCCCCGCCCAGAGCGGAGGUACAGACCCUUGGUGAGGUAAUCUCACUGCCUCAGUGGCCAGAGACCUGCUUCAGGGGCUCGAGUUUGGAAAGUCGUGUGUACCAACUGGGAGAUACGGUUUCCCAGUCACGGAAACAGUGUUUUCAGUGGGUUUUCUGCCUGGUGGCCACCAGACCCGGUGCGCCCGUGGGGGUGUCCUGGAGAAGCCACCCACAGACACCCUUGCACACGGGCUGGGCUGCCCCGAGCCCCACAUCUGACCCCCUCUACCAGGCAGUAAAGAGCCUUUACUCCACCUCCAGAGCUCAGGAGACACGUGGACAUGACUGGGCCAAGCACUCCUGGGCCCCCCGCCCCUGGUCUUGCCCCCCACUGCAGCAGACUGACCGCCAUUUCGGCAGCGGCACCCCUGAACCCGAGUGCCCCAGAAGCUGCUCUGGGAUUGAGGCAGGCGUGACUGUAAAUAAGCCAGAAAACGACCUUGUGCAUGUUUUACUGAAAUACAAAGCUUUACAGCACUGGG
Messenger RNA from Lutra lutra (Eurasian river otter), 5335 nucleotides. It is a transcript of the gene CARD14, whose product is annotated as caspase recruitment domain family member 14. The coding region runs from base 1362 to 4415 and encodes 1017 amino acids. The record is from RefSeq and is a predicted model, not a curated record. Lineage: Eukaryota; Metazoa; Chordata; Mammalia; Carnivora; Mustelidae. Gene Ontology annotation, molecular function: protein binding. The transcript has 22 exons. Gene Ontology annotation, biological process: regulation of apoptotic process.